AGAACCAACCUGGCGGCAGCAGCAGCCGGUUCCGUUCAGUGGUUACUGGGGGAAGAUGGUGGACUUGGCGAUAGCAGCGUGUUCAAAACUCCGUCCUAAACACUUCGAAGAACACCUACCAUCUCAGCCAGGCGUUAGAUAUAAAUUACCCGGGGACAAUCACAGAUAAUACUUAGUGAAAACCGUUAAAGAGGGGCUUUUGUUUCCCGCCACAGUACUCUUCUUUUUUUCUCAUCAGAGGUUGGAGACACCGGAGUUUUAAAACGUGGUGCUCGGGUUUGGUGUGCUCCUAAAGGGCGCUAAGUAAACUUGGUGUCAAGACGAGUGUGAAUAAAAUGGUGACAUUUGUAUAGCUGUUAACCCUAGAGCGACAGUUUAACCUGCUUUUUAUCGGCUGCUGAAAUCAGAAAAUAUCGGCUUCGGGGGAAGCUAGCAGUAGCCGUGGGAGCUAGCUUUGUUGUGACCUGGAGUAUCUGAGAGCAGCUCGACAUGCCGCGGAGUAAAAAAGGGAAACGUGGCUCCAGUAAGCCGGGUUCUCUCUGCCAGGAAGUUCUUCAGCUGCAGCUUUCAGCUAAAGCAUCACCUAAACUUCCUAAAGGCAUGAAAAACGGGAUGAAGGCAGAAUCUGCAGCCAGUGACGAUGAGCUGACGUCUGAUAUUUUGAGCCACUACAGCAGCGCCAGUGAAACCACGUCGGUGAUGGAAGAAGGCACAGGGAGUGAGCAGGUGGAUGAGCAGACGGUGCAGGAGGAAACCGAAGACAAACUCAAACAGUGCAUAGACAACCUGAUGGACAAGAGUGCGAAGACGCGUCUCGCAGCUCUUGAGUCGCUGCGACAGGCUUUUUCUUCCAGGGUUUUAUACGACUUCUUGACUGAGAGACGCCUGACUGUGAGCGACUGUCUGGAAAGAAGUCUUAAAAAAGGCGGUGGGGAAGAGCAGGCAGCAGCAGCCACAGUUUUCGCUCUGCUGUGCAUCCAGCUGGAGGGUGGAGACGAGGCUGAGGAAGGUUUCAGAAUGCUUCGUCCCAUUCUCACCUCCAUCCUCAUCGACAACGGUGCCAGCGCAACAGCUCGCCAGAGUUGUGCGAGGGCUUUGGGGAUGUGCUGCUACGUCUCCACUGCUGAAGAAGGAGAAGACUUGGUCAAGUCAUUGGCUCUCCUAGAAAGUGUCUUCAUGUCUUCCUAUCCCAACAAAGAAGGAGCGCUGCCUUCCCCUAAACCAGGAAGCGCAGGUCUGCACAGCGCCGCCCUGCAGGCCUGGUCACUACUGGUCACCCUCUGUCCUGCUUCUAGGCUGACUGUUCUACUCGACCUUCACCUUUCUAAGCUGCAGGCCUGUCUUCAGAGCAGUGAUGUCAACUACAGAAUCGCAGUAGGAGAGACCAUCGCGCUGCUCGUAGAGUUGAGAAGAAACCUAGACGAAGAGUUUGAGAUAGACAACAGUCAAAGUCUCUGUGAAUGCUUGAAGAGCUUAGCCACCGACAGCAACAAACACCGAGCCAAGAACGACCGAAGGAAACAGCGUUCCAUCUUCAGGGAGGUGCUGCGUUACAUCGAGAAUAACGACUUUACAGAGGAGACGAUCAGGUUUGGAGUGGAGAAGGUUUACAUCGACAGCUGGAUGAGGAGGAGAAUCUACGAUGCCUUCAAGGAGAUCCUAGAAUCCGGAGUCAGGCACCAUCUACAGUUUAACCCACUACUGAGAGACAUCUUUGGCCUUGGAGCCCCUCUCAUCUUGGACGCUACCAUCAAAGGCAACAAGAUUUCUCGGUUUGAGAAGCAUCUUUUCAACUCUGCUGCCUUCAAAGCCAGAACUAAACAGAGGAACAAAGUCAGGGACAAACGCGCCGACGUCAUGUGAGGGAAAGACGAGGACGGAGCGACCGGAGAAGACGAGGAGCUCCUGGAUCUGAACAGAGAUGGACACAGAAAGAUGCCUUCAGCUCUUCACCUGUUGGACACACAAAGACUUCAGACAGUUUCAUUUCACCCUAACAUUCAUGGAGUUUCAUCUAUAAAUGUGAAAUAACUCACUGUAACAGUCUGAAUGGAUGCUCAGCCUAAUCGGCCGAGCCACUGGGUGAUUUAAAUUCUGGUAUCGUGUUAUUAAAUCUGGAGCCGAGUAAAAGUUAGUUUUUGUUCAAAGAGCCAAGGGAAUUUUCUGGAAAGUGUCUCUUCCUGAACAGAUGUAGAAUUCCUCACUUAUUCCAUCAAUAAUCCUGCAUUUUCACACCUCAAGAUGCUGCUUCAUCUGCCAAAAAAAGUUCAAACAAUGCAACCAUAAGGAAAACGUGUGUGGUGUUUGUGUGCGAGUGAGUUAUGAUGUUAAUAAAGAAUUAAAAUACUUGAUAAGGAACAACAAGAUGCCUAAUUAAAAGACAUUAAAUCAAAGAGUCAUUAUCUCUGUAUUGAUGUUUUUACAAAGGAAAUGUUUGUUUUACCAUUUCUGGUAAAUGUAUAUUUUAAUUUAUUAAGACACCCAUAAGAAGUGGUUUUUAAGAAACAAUGUUUUAAACCUGUUUACAAACAAUUCUUGGUAAAAAUGAUAUGUUCUUCAUGUAUUUUAAUGCAGAUUGAAAGGCUUAAAUAAUGUUUAUUUCAAAUAAACUGAAUUUAUGGAGA
Messenger RNA from Nothobranchius furzeri (turquoise killifish), 2624 nucleotides. RefSeq names its product interferon-related developmental regulator 2 (gene ifrd2). The record is from RefSeq and is a predicted model, not a curated record. NCBI's taxonomy places the organism in Eukaryota, Metazoa, Chordata, Actinopteri, Cyprinodontiformes, Nothobranchiidae.